GUAAAACCGCCAUAAUUCACACUUUGGUAGAUGGUUCGCCCUCCGCCUGUGGUUAGCCAUGGCCAGUAAUGAGGUCUGACAGUCUCUAAGGGGGUUAUUGCAGUUACUGCAUUUAUCUGUUUUCGAGUUUGCGGGAUCAGACAGCGCUGGGAUCACAGGACAGUACUAGCUCUAGGUUGAUGCAGUCGAACCUGCGGACUCUCAGGUGAUUGGCUGAAGGUGGAUGACAUCAUUAAAAGUCCACUGCCUCAGCCGCGCGCUAAACUCCUGGAAAGAGAUCAGAGCCGCUCGCGCAGAUGGGAGCCACAUCUGGCGGAUUGUAAACCGACUCGAUCUAGAGAAAACCAUUCGCUCGAGGUGUGUUUAGGUGAGCAGCCAGUCGCGAUGUUGAGAGACUUAAUGAGCUUCUCUCCGCUGGCGAGAGCCGCGCGCGUCAAGAGCGCAUGAUGUGAAAAACAACAUGAGGAAAGCCCAUCUAAUAAUCUUGAGGAGAAACUUGACGGAGUGAAGGAGGAAGGGUGGAUUCUUUUUCUUUCUUUUUCCCUUCUGGCUGGCUGAGCAUUUUUAAAACCAUGCAACAUGAAUGUAACUAACAGCACUGAAGCAGAGGGACUCGCGCCCUGGAACUUCAACGGCUUACUGAGCAACGUAUCCAAUGAUGUAAACUUCAGUUGCAACAGCAGCAGUACCAAUGGCUCAUGUGCAGCGGUUGUGGCGGACAGUUACAGCCCAAACAGGACGGUGGAGAUGGUCUUCAUUGCACUGGUUACAGGAUCUCUCAGUUUUGUCACCGUUGUGGGCAACAUCCUUGUCAUGCUCUCAAUCAAGGUCAAUCGACACCUACAGACCGUCAACAACUACUUCCUUUUCAGCCUGGCCUGUGCAGAUCUCAUCAUCGGUGUGUUCUCCAUGAACCUUUACACCGUCUACAUCAUCAAGGGCUACUGGCCGCUCGGCCCUGUUGUGUGUGACCUGUGGCUUGCACUGGAUUAUGUGGUCAGCAACGCUUCUGUCAUGAACCUGUUAAUCAUCAGCUUCGACCGAUACUUCUGUGUGACCAAACCCCUGAGUUAUCCCGCACGCAGAACCACCAAGAUGGCCGGCCUCAUGAUUGCCUCCGCCUGGAUCCUGUCUUUCAUCCUGUGGGCUCCUGCUAUCCUGUUCUGGCAGUUCAUCGUUGGAGAACGGACUGUAACGCCUGGUGAAUGUUACAUCCAGUUCCUUUCCAACCCCGCAGUCACGUUCGGCACGGCAAUCGCUGCAUUCUACCUGCCAGUGGUCAUCAUGACGGUGCUUUAUGUGCACAUCUCUCUGGCCAGCCGCAGCCGUGUGUCCAAGCAGAACCCUGAGGCAAAGAAGGAGAAGAAAGGCCCAAAAUCUAGUGGUCUCCUCAAGAGUCACAUCUUGAAGCAGAACAACAAUAAUCAGUCUCCUCCUAAACCUAGCCUGGAUACCUGUUCUACAGUGGACACCAUGAAGAACGGUAAACUAGACGAGUCUGUGGUGUCCGCUAAAGCUGACUCCUGCGUGCAGCCGGAGGAGAAGGAGAGCUCGAAUGACUCCAGCACAGUCAGCAUAGCUCCUAAAGAGCCUAAAGAACGAGCGAACAGUGAGGUGACUUCAGAGGCCGGCUUGACACCCGUGCCCACCGCCGCACCUAAACUCAACCCUCAAUCCAAAUGGUCCAAGAUCAAGAUAGUCACCAAACAAGCGGGAGACGAGUGCAUCACAGCCAUCGAGAUCGUCCCACCUAACAGUGCCACUGAGAGGCGCUCCAUUCCUGUGAACCGUCCCCGCACAGUGGCGCGCAAGUUUGCCAGCAUCGCCCGCAGCCAGGUGAAGAGGAAAAGGCAGAUGGCGGCACGAGAGAAGAAAGUGACAAAGACAAUAUUUGCCAUCCUGCUGGCCUUCAUUAUCACAUGGACGCCAUACAAUGUAAUGGUUUUAAUAAGCACAUUCUGCCAGUCGUGCGUUCCAGACACAGUCUGGGCCAUUGGCUACUGGCUCUGCUACGUCAACAGCACCAUCAACCCCGCUUGCUAUGCACUCUGUAACGCCACCUUCAAAAAGACCUUCAAAAACCUGCUCAUGUGCCAGUAUAAGAACAUCGGCACCAGAUGAACGAAGGGAAGAAGCAGCUAGCGAAGAUGGAGAUAUGAUAUGGAAGGUACAAAGGCUGUCCCAGCACUGUGCAGUAAAUUGUGAGGCUUCAUAGUCAUAAUGCUGAAACAGUGUGUCAUAACCAAAAGUUUAUGUAUUAAGGAAUCAAUGUUUACAAGAGGGUGAUGGAGCAAUGGACAAGAGACUGAAUCACUGAAGAAAUCAAGCUGAAGUCAUGAAACAAAUGACUUUUCCAGUAAUCUGAUCAUUGCUCUAUUGCUAAGACCACUGGAAUUUUGCACUAGAGUAUUGUGAAGAUCAAGACAAAGACUAUGCUUUAGAGAGGCCAGUGGCUCAUUUUUCCAAAAGUUAAGAAUCACA
Molecule: messenger RNA, 2481 nt
Organism: Carassius carassius (crucian carp)
Lineage: Eukaryota; Metazoa; Chordata; Actinopteri; Cypriniformes; Cyprinidae
Product: muscarinic acetylcholine receptor M4-like
Exons: 2
Coding region: 580-2121 (513 amino acids)
Biological process (GO): G protein-coupled receptor signaling pathway, coupled to cyclic nucleotide second messenger; chemical synaptic transmission; adenylate cyclase-inhibiting G protein-coupled acetylcholine receptor signaling pathway
Cellular component (GO): plasma membrane; synapse; dendrite
Molecular function (GO): G protein-coupled acetylcholine receptor activity; G protein-coupled serotonin receptor activity
Source: RefSeq, a predicted model, not a curated record